This is a messenger RNA of Papaver somniferum (opium poppy), 1133 nucleotides long. Its product is annotated as glutathione S-transferase L3-like. The record is from RefSeq and is a predicted model, not a curated record. Lineage: Eukaryota; Viridiplantae; Streptophyta; Magnoliopsida; Ranunculales; Papaveraceae. The coding region runs from base 26 to 901 and encodes 291 amino acids. The transcript has 9 exons. Gene Ontology annotation, molecular function: glutathione transferase activity.
GUUCUUAUAAGCAUUAUUCCAAGAAAUGUUAAGAGUCUUCAGACCCUUGUUGUUGUUUUCAAAAAAUAACAAUUUAAAUAGUUGUAUAAGAAUUUCUUGCAAUACCAAAUCUUGUUCACUCUCAAAUUUGUUUUCCCCUUUACCUCGUCUCUGUUCUACAACUUACAAAACCAGUGCAACUGCAUCAAUGGCAACCACUUCUUUGAGUGUUCCGGUGGAGACUCUGCCGCCUGUGCUUGAUUCUACAUCAGAACCACCUUCCGUUUUCGAUGGAACAACGAGGUUGUACAUAUCUUAUGUUUGCCCUUAUGCCCAGCGUGCUUGGAUUACCAGGAACUGUAAGGGAUUGCAAGAAAAGAUCAAAUUGGUACCACUUGAACUAACAAAUAAGCCUGAUUGGUACAAGGAGAAAGUGUACCCUCCAAAUAAGCUACCUGCACUUGAACAUAAUAAUCAAGUGAUAGGGGAGAGUCUUGAUGUGAUUAAAUAUCUCAAUACUAACUUUGAAGGACCUGCACUUCUCCCAAACGAUCCUGCCAAGAGAGAGUUGGCGGAGGAAUUACUAGCCUACACAGGCGAAUUUGGUGGCGGUGUGAUUGGCUCUGUCAUCAAGGGAAACAAAGAUUUUGGUGCUCAUUUUGAUUACCUAGAGGCAGCGCUCUCCAAAUUUCCAGACGGGCCUUUCUUUCUCGGUGAAUUCAGUUUGGCGGAUAUAGCUUAUGCUCCAUUUGUUGAAAGGUAUCAGCCGUUACUAUUGGAUGUUAAGAAGUGUGAUAUCACGACUGGAAGGCCGAAGCUUACAGCAUGGAUUGAGGAGUUGAACAAAAUCGACGGUUACACACAAACCAAAUAUGACCCUGCAGAGCUACUUGCAGCCUUAAAGCGCGUCUUUGGCCUUUGAAGACACUAGUCUGUGCUUGGAAAUCACCCUUAGUCAUAGUUUUUCAGUUGGACGUCUUGUUCAGUCAUAUAAUACUAUAAGUGGUGUAAUUUGUUGCAAGUUCUAGUUAUAUACUCAAAGAAGUACAUAAAUGCAGCCGCAUUUAGCAGUUUAUAUGUAAUUAGUGUUUCAUUUUCCGAUGUUAUAAAUCUGUCUCAUUAUCAAUAAAAUACAAAUUACAUGGUUGAAGCUA